Plutella xylostella (diamondback moth) is the source of this 2161-nucleotide messenger RNA. The record is from RefSeq and is a predicted model, not a curated record. NCBI's taxonomy places the organism in Eukaryota, Metazoa, Arthropoda, Insecta, Lepidoptera, Plutellidae.
AACGGACGUAAUUAAAUUGUUACAAAAUUUCAUUUAAAAUGUGGUCAGUUGUUUUGCGUUUAUAGUUUAUUUAAGGUUCGAGUUUCUUUGUUUAAAGGUUCGUUUGAAAAUAAACUACAAAAUAAGUUUGUUUUGUAAUAUAUUAACUGAAAAAGUGAGAAAAAGGACUGAAAAUGCAAAAAGUCAGUCGUUAACGUGAAGAGCCAAUGUAAUUCCACACCAAUUAUUGGGAUCGUGCAAAACUAUUGCAAUUAAAAUUCACUGUACAAUUUCCAGUAUGUAUUUUUAAUUUGAUACCGACUGCUGCAUGGCCGACCAAAACGAGAAAAUGAUACAUUUUUAUUAAUUGGUUUGAAGCGUUGUUAUUUUUUAUUAACAACUCCAAUUAACGACUUUUUCAACUGGUAUACAGACCGUCUAAAAAAACUCUGUUGAUAUAAAAAGUGAGAAAAACAUUCGCGGUUUAAAAGAAAAAUGUGUUCUUUCGGAUGAAAUUGUGUAAAUAGUUGAUGAGGGCGGAAUGAAGAACAUCAGGCCCUGUUUUUGGUCUAUUCUGCAGGCGUUGGCUUUGCUCCCGACGAUGGCUCUAAAAGAUUCUCAAAUGACGACGAAGCGUUUCUCCGAGGAGCCGGAGUUCGAGCGGCCCAUCGGCAACCACACGUUCUUCCUGGGACGCGAGGCCGUGCUGGGCUGCGCCGUCACCAACCUGGCCAAACACAAGGUCGGCUGGCUGCGCGCGGAAGACCAGACGGUCCUCACCAUGCACGACCGGGCAGUCCUCGGGGAGAGGUACUCCGUGAGCCUGGACGCGCCCCGCACCUGGCAGCUGAGGAUCCGGCCCCUGCGCGCCGAGGACCGCGGCUGCUACAUGUGCCAGAUCAACACGCAGCCGAAUAUGCUGAUGCAGACUGGGUGUAUUGAUGUCUAUGUACCUCCAGACAUCGUCAGCGACGACACGUCAGCAGACGUCGCGGCUCAGGAGUCGGACAACGCGACGCUGACGUGCCGCGCCACGGGGCACCCGCCGCCCAAGAUCACCUGGAGGCGGGAGGACCACGAGCCCAUACUGCUGAAGAAGAUGCCCCAGUUGAGGGAGUUUGAGAAAGUGGAGAGCUACGUGGGCAGCUCGCUGCCGCUGUGGCGCGUGGACCGGCGGCAGAUGGGAGCGUUCCUGUGCAUCGCGUCCAACGACGUGCCGCCCGCCGUCAGCAAGCGCGUCAUACUCAACGUCAACUUCGCGCCAACAGUAAAAGUGCCAAAUCAGCUGCUCGGCGCCCCGCUAGGAACGGACGUCAAGCUCAAAUGCUACGUGGAGGCGUACCCUAACACUAUUAACUACUGGAUCAAGAACCGGGGGGAAAUGCUUCUGGAUGGGCCAAAGUACGCGAUAAGAGAGGAGAAGACGUCGUACAAGGUGUCGAUGUGGCUCACCAUCCGCCAGUUCUCCGCGAGUGACAUCGGCACCUAUAACUGCGUCAGCACCAACUCACUGGGGAAGAGUGAGGGGACGCUUAGGUUAUAUGAAAUAAAGCUCACCUCUUAUUCGGAAGACUUCACAAAUCAAAUAAGUGUAGCUGGAGGUUUAACUGAAGCAGCGAAAGGACAAACGGCAAAUUUACUGUCUUCUAGAAAACUAUUAUGUUUCGUGUUGUAUUACCUAUCCGUAACGAUGUUAACGUAGUUUUACAAGUAAGCGAAUAGAAAUGUAAAUAAUAAUAUUGAUUAAUGCUUUAAGGAACGUAAUUCAAUUACAAGUGAUUUUAAUUUUGUAAAUAUUGGUCUGGUUAAGUGAGUAAACUUAAUAAUAUGUUAUUGUGUCAACUUCAUACAGAAAACAACGAUUUCAGUAAAUUAUAACAGUGAUAAAUAAUAAGCUAUUGGGGGCAAUUCCGAAGAAACUUAGAAAGGAAAACUUUAAUUUUCAACAAAUCAUUCUUUCCCUAUAAAGUAAUCGUCUUUAAUAUUGAGUUGUAAUACCAAUUUCUGGUCCGAAAUUUAAAACUUUUAAGCUUUAAAUUAAGUUUGGUUGAUUCAGAAUGACCCCCUGUAUAUGUAUAAUCGAUCUUCGCUUGGAGCCGCCAAAACUUAACAUUAAACCAAUCUGUAACUCAUUACUUGAUUAUAAGACUGUUUAAAAACGAAUAAAAAUUAUGUGAAAGAU